This is a messenger RNA of Syzygium oleosum, 1927 nucleotides long. RefSeq lists its product as uncharacterized. Gene Ontology annotation, biological process: root development; shoot system development. Lineage: Eukaryota; Viridiplantae; Streptophyta; Magnoliopsida; Myrtales; Myrtaceae. The record is from RefSeq and is a predicted model, not a curated record. The transcript has 3 exons. Bases 273 to 1859 code for a protein of 528 amino acids.
CAUACCCCCUGUUUGUAUUAAUACAUUAAGCUGGUUCGCUUUUGUUGAAGAUUCUGGUUUUCCUUUAGAUCAGAAACCAUGGGACACACUUUCUGCUUAGUUGGACGAUACAUCACAUGCCAGCAAAAAUAAACUUGGAAGAAUACUGAUUUGUCAAUGUCCUCUAGCCCUUGUAUAUAUACAAGGUUGAAGUGUUUGGUUUGAACAACUCCUCUGUAGCAGUGUUUGCAUAAACAAGAGUGAAAAGCUUCCUUCUAUCACACAGAACCUUAAUGGCUGAUUCACUUGAGAUUUCUAAAACCACACUCCACUCUACCUCAUUCAGCUUGCCUUCAAGAAGUCACCCUCUAGCAACAGCUGUCGAAGAGCUGUUGCAGAGGCUGAAUUCAUCGGAUGCAACUUCCUCAUCUCCGGCCUCAUCAGCACCCCGAAAGUUAGGAGGCCUCAAAGAUCUGUACGACUGCAUUGAUGAUUGGCUUCAAAUGGCUCUAAACCAGCAGGCUCUUUCCCAUGAACACCAUAGGAGUUCCAUGGAAGAGUUGUUGGACAGAUCUUUGAAGCUAUUGGACGUUUGUGGGAAUGUGAAAGACAUUUUUUCACAGACGAAAGAAUGCAUCCAGGAACUUGAGUCAUCAUUCCGGAGAAGGAGACGAGGAAAUCCUGCACAGUCAAGUGAAGUCGAGACAUACAAAAAAUCAAGGAAAAGAUUGCAGAAGAUGGUCGCAAAGCUUUUGGAUCAUUUGAAGAAGAUGGAGAGGAAAAAUAACCUGAGAAAACACACGAAUCCUGAGGCUACUCUCAGCAUACUAAGAGAAGCUGAAGAAAUCAGCUUAACAGUAUUUGAGUCCCUGUUACAUGUCCUUUUAGGGCCAAGGGAAAGAUCAAAGCCUAUCGGUUGGUCUUUGGUCUCAAAUAUGUUGUCACCUAAACACAUAUCAUGUGAUGAGAAAGCGGAAUAUGACAAAAUCGAAGGCCUGGAUGUUGAAUUGACCGUUCUGAAAUCAGCUAAAGACGCUAAUCCUCGAGUAUGCAAUGUGUCCAAGAGACUGGAGGCAUUGGAAUCAAGUAUUCAGGAAAUUGAGAAGGACCUGGAAUGCAUUUACAGGAGACUUGUCAAAACAAGAGCUGCUCUUCUGAAUAUAAUCAACUACUACUCUGAGAGACCUCCACGACUUUUCCAACGACCUCCUUCAUUCCCCAACGACCCAACAAGCUCUACUUCGCCAUUGUCACAAGAGAUGGAUCAAUAUCUCUCAGAAGCGUCUCUAACUAUUUUGGACGCCUGCGGAACGUCCAAAGAGGUCAUCCUUCUAGUGAAGGAGCACAUACAAGAUGUAAGGUUUUCAUUGCGGCGAGCACCUAGUGGUGAACUAGGCAACGAGAGCCCAGUAGCAGGCUACUACCCUAGGAGAAAGAAGUUAAAGAAAGUGACAGUGAAGUGCCUGCGCUCACUGAAAGGAACGAAAGACAAGUUCUCCAAUCUAGACCUUUCUCCGGUCAAUCACACCCUCAACAUCGUGCCGGAAGUGCUAAGAGAAGUGAGGGCAACAGUCAUAGCUGUGGUGGAGUCGCUGUCGUCCCUAGUAAGUGUCCCCUGGCUGGACAGAAGAUUGGGCAAAGGGUUUGGCGCAACGAAGCUCAUGUUCUCAAGUAGCCGGAACCCAUGCAGUGUCUGGGAUGUCACUAUUCUACAGGACUUGGAGAAAAGGUUGGAAGAGUGUCCUUCGUACAAAAUUUAUGGCACUUGCGCUGUACUUACCCCGGAAAUAGCCAUUGACGAUCUCGAGCUAGAGUUGGAUUCCAUGUUCAGACGCUUAAUCCAGACGAGAGUUUCACUUCUCAACAUCCUCAGCUACUAGGAGGGACAUAUCUCAUCUGCACUUAGUGGCUAAGCCAGGGCAGACCUCCAGGGUGUUGUAAUGCACAA